GUAUAACAGUUAAAUCAGUAGAACCAUUAGCGUUAGAAGCAUUACAUAAUUGGUCAUUAAUUACAAAUGAAGAUGUGAAAUUAGUUAGUGAACAUGUGGAAACACGUUCUUUGAAACAUCCAGAUAAUCCAGGUUUAAUUCAAGGUCGUCUACAAAUGUGGAUUGAUAUGUUUGAAAGAGAAGUUGCUGUUCCACCGCCAGCUAUUAAUAUUUCACCACGUGUACCAGCUGCCUAUGAAUUACGUGUUAUUGUAUGGAAUACAGCUGAA
This is a messenger RNA of Schistosoma turkestanicum, 269 nucleotides long. The record is from the annotation of a GenBank genome assembly. Lineage: Eukaryota; Metazoa; Platyhelminthes; Trematoda; Strigeidida; Schistosomatidae.